Molecule: messenger RNA, 1404 nt
Organism: Gekko japonicus
Lineage: Eukaryota; Metazoa; Chordata; Lepidosauria; Squamata; Gekkonidae
Gene: STYXL1
Product: serine/threonine/tyrosine interacting-like 1
Biological process (GO): negative regulation of cytoplasmic stress granule assembly; positive regulation of intrinsic apoptotic signaling pathway; protein dephosphorylation
Cellular component (GO): mitochondrion
Molecular function (GO): protein phosphatase binding; protein phosphatase inhibitor activity; pseudophosphatase activity
Source: RefSeq, a predicted model, not a curated record
GACCGGCGUCCCCCAAAAUACCACGAGAAAUGUCAAGACUCGUGUGCCGUCAGGCCUUGUUACCGCGUUGUCUCUUGCUUAGCAACGAGACUGUGAUCCGAUGGGUAUGGAAUGGCGCUGGCGGCCGUGGGGACGGCUGAACGAGAACCUUGUCGCCUUCAUUUCUGCUCUGCUCAAAGUGGCUUGGUUUUCAGGCUGCAAACUCAGGUUGGAAAGAACUGCUGCAACUCAUGGUUGGCUCCCACCCCACAAACACAGAUUUGCCUGCUUGGGAGUGCUCUGAUUUUCUAAAUAAUUUUCAUCCAGCAAGAUGGCAGGGGUGAUGCUGUGUGAACCAACUGAACUAUAUAACAUACUGAACCAGGCAAUAAAACGUUCCAGGUUGACAGAGCCAAACUAUUUAUGCUUAUUGGAUGCUCGUACUAAGCGGGAGUACUACGAAAGCCACCUGAUAACAGCCCUAAGAGUGAAACAGAAUCUGUUAGGCAAAUACACCCCUCCGCAGUCCAUCGACUUGGAGUGCGUCCAAUACUGCAUCGUGUACGAUGGCAGAACGGAUUCCCUGGAAGCUGCUUUUGACAUGGAUUAUGACUUACCAGAACUGGAUGAAGAACUGAAAGACUGCGAAGGGGAUCCAGAAGCCUUGCUUCAGAAACGCAAACUGUCACCUAAAUUUAAUGCCAAACACGGAUCUGCCGCACGCUGCGCCAGAGUCAUGCAGCGGUAUACCCGCUUCCCUGUCCAGGUCCUGAGAGGCGGGUAUGAGCGCUUCACCGCCUGUUACCAUUUCCUGAGGACUGAGAAGGUAUUCUGGAUGCCUCAGGAACUAGAGGAAUUGCUGCCUUACCCAGUUGAGAUCAUUCCGAAGAAGCUGUACAUGGGAGAUUACAGGCAAGCCGGCGAUCGGAAGCUACAAAAGGACCUGAAAAUCAUAGCCCAUAUCAACAUCUCCGAGGAGAAGGACUUAGUCUUCCCAGAAGAUAGUGAGGACCUCCUUCACAUACCUAUUGCGGAUUCUCCAGAGGCAGAUAUGUUCCCCUAUUUUGGAAAAAUCUGCCACUUUGUUGAUCGUCAUGUACCUCAUGGAGGAGUCCUGGUUUUCUCCGUCUUGGGGAUAAGCAGGUGCAGCACUGCGGUGAUGGCCUACCUCAUCCACUCAUGCAGCCUUUACUUAAAAAACGCUUGGAGCUAUGUCCAGAAGUGCAAAACGAACAUGCGGCCAAACCGGGGUUUUGUGCAACAGCUAUCAGAGUGGGAACGCCGGAUCUACGUGGCAACAAUCACUGAUGUCUCUGAACCUUUUUACUGACCAAAGGCAGCUGGCAAAUAAGGGUUCUGGAAUGUUGAUUGUAGGGGCAAUGGUCUUUUUUUUGGGGGGGGGUUGCUUUCAGGAAGCUCUUCUUU